Molecule: messenger RNA, 1141 nt
Organism: Theobroma umbraticum
Lineage: Eukaryota; Viridiplantae; Streptophyta; Magnoliopsida; Malvales; Malvaceae
Gene: CBP20
Product: CAP-binding protein 20
Biological process (GO): mRNA cis splicing, via spliceosome
Cellular component (GO): nuclear cap binding complex
Molecular function (GO): RNA cap binding
Source: RefSeq, a predicted model, not a curated record
CUGAACGCAAAUAAUUCUAUAUAUGCAGAAAAGACGGUUUUUAUUUGGAAGAUUUUAACGAGGCAAACGCAAUGGCUUUACUGUUCAAGGACCAAGCUAAGCUUUCAGCGUACCGGGACAGAAAAUUCAAUGGUACGCAAGAGGAAUUCGAGCAAGCACUCCUGAAUUCGACAACCGUCUACAUCGGAAACAUGUCGUUUUACACAACUGAAGAACAAGUUUACGAGCUUUUCUCGCGAGCCGGUGAAAUUAAGAAAAUAAUCAUGGGCCUUGACAAGAACUCUAAAACACCUUGUGGCUUUUGCUUCGUCUUGUAUUAUUCUAGGGAAGAUGCAGAGGAUGCUGUGAAAUACAUUAGCGGGACAAUUCUCGACGACCGUCCGAUUCGUGUAGAUUUUGAUUGGGGAUUUGUUGAAGGAAGGCAAUGGGGUCGUGGUCGAAGUGGUGGCCAAGUGCGAGAUGAGUAUCGAACUGAUUAUGAUCCUGGCAGAGGUGGCUAUGGAAAAUUAGUUCAGAGAGAGUUGGAAGCACAAAGGCAGCUUGUAGAUUAUGGUGCUGGAUCACUGGGCUCAUUCCCACCACUUAUGCCCCCUCAUUAUGGUAGGCAUGGUGGGGGCCAUGGUCAUGGGGGUUCUAAUCGUCAUGGGAGAGAUUACAAUCGGAAGCGACACCGAGAUGAUGACCGCUACACGCAUGGUUCCUCAAAGAGAACCUCAGAUCAUGAAUUUAGGAGAAACUCUGACCAUGACUCCAGACCGGAGAAGAAUCCACGUUUUCGUGAGAGUGGUGAUUCUGAUGAUGAUGAAGAAGAUGAUCGGAAACGGCGACCUUAAUGGAUUCUUCAGUUGUGUGGGGUGGUAUCUGGAGUAACUUUUGGCAAUUUUAAGAGGUGCUGCACAUGUUGGACAAUGUCGAGUGUUUUUUGCUACAAUUGUUGGGCGCCAACUGCUGCUUAAGCGCUUGCCUACCGAUAGGGCAUUAUGCUGCUGCUGUCUUAGAUCUUGGUUUUAGGCUUUUGUUGUAUGAUUAAAGGUGAACUGUUGAUGAUUGAUUUUCUUUUAUUUUUUUCCAACUAAUGUGCUCAUGGUGUUAUAUUGGCUUUGAUUCUAUCUAGCAUCACUCUGGCUGAAUUUUAGUUGUA